Messenger RNA from Strongylus vulgaris, 336 nucleotides. The record is from the annotation of a GenBank genome assembly. Lineage: Eukaryota; Metazoa; Nematoda; Chromadorea; Rhabditida; Strongylidae.
AUGGAGGCUCUGAAUGAAACGGACUGUUUCUACCAGAACGGUGACGUGCGCGAUGAGCCUUUUAUACUCUCCCUGUCUUCCAAGUACUUGCUUGUUGCUUCAUUCUGUGCUAGUCAUAACCCACCAGCUACUGAUAGGCGAUAUUUUGUCAAGUUCCACGGCAAGGAAAAACGAUCCGACGCUCGAGAAAGGCGAGCUGAACUAUCAGCAGAACAACGUGAAACUGACGCGAAAGCCGUUGAUUUACAACGUAUCAAGUGCAUUUACUUGGCUCUCACGAACUUAUAUCCAGUUGAAGAUGUGGACAUGAAUAUUGAUAUUAAUGCUCAGGUUUGA